GUCUCUGUCUCAGUUUCUGUCUCGUUCUCCCUCCAAUAUUGGGUGAUUAAAAGAAAGGAAAAAUGAAAGAAAGAAAGAAAGAAAGACUGUUCUAAAAUGGGUGGUUGAGAUCUUUACAAUUUUCUUAUCUCAUAGACCGAUACGGAUAUAUAUGCAUAUAGCAAUUAAUACCAUCUGAGUCCGUAAUCGGGGAUUUGUUUGGUUGAUAACUUGAUAUCUGUAAUCUGGAGAAGAGAUAAAAAAGGGGAAAUUUAUGUCUAAAGUAAGCCGCCCUUUUGUCUUCUGUUCUCCUUUCUUGUUUUGCUUCCAAAGUGAAGAAGCAAAGAAUCUCGUUUACACACCACCCUCGCUCUCCUUCCUUUUUCGAUGGGUCUCCAACCGUUCAUGGCAUCCAGUCGUGAUUUCUGAUACAACCACCCCUAGUUAUUGGUUGAACUGGAGGUUCUUGCUUUGUGCUAUUUGGGUCUUGACCUCUAUUGUUCUGGCAUCACUACUUAUAUGGAAAUAUGAAGGUUCCAGUGAUUCAGAAAUUGAUGGAGGAGAACCACGACAAGGAAAGGCAGGGACUUUAUAUGAGGAUGACGCUUGGAAACCAUGUUUGAAAGACUUGCAUCCUGCUUGGCUGCUGGCUUUUCGCAUUAUUGCUUUUUUUGUACUUUUGGCAUUGCUCAUUGCGAAUGUCAUUGUCGAUGGUGGUGGCAUAUUUUUCUUCUAUACCCAGUGGACUUUUACAUUGGUUACCAUUUAUUUUGGGCUUGGUUCCUUGCUCUCCAUUUAUGGGUGUUACCAAUACCACCAUAAGUUUGGUGGUUAUAAGGUUAAUCAUUCCACUAUAGAUACAGAACGAGGCACCAACAUGGCUUCUAUGCAUGGGGAAAAUGCAAAUGCUUGUUACUCUGCAAAAACACCAGAUCCACAGGAAGAACGUUAUGUUCACCAAACUGCUGGAAUUUGGAGUUAUGUCUUUCAAGUUAUUUUUCAGAUGAACGCAGGUGCUGUGGUGCUCACUGAUAUUGUCUUUUGGCUUAUCCUCUUUCCAUUUUUAACCAUGAAAGACUACAAACUGACUUUUUUGAAGAUUGGUAUGCACUCAAUCAAUGCCAUUAUACUGCUUGGGGAUAUGGCCUUAAAUUGUUUGCGGUUUCCUCUAUUUCGGUUUGCAUACUUUAUUUUAUGGACGGGAAUAUAUGUCAUUUUUCAGUGGCUUGUCCAUGCGUGUAUCUCAAUUUGGUGGCCCUACCCAUUUCUUGACUUGUCAUCUUCCUAUGCUCCAGUCUGGUACUUAUCAGUAGCAUUGAUGCAUUUCCCAUGCUAUGGCAUUUUUGCUCUAUUGAUAAGAAUGAAACACUUCUUGAUGUUGAGAUGGUUCCCGCAGUCUUAUCAGUGCAUGAUGUAAAUAAUUAUUAGUAUGGGCUUGAUGCCAUUCAGAGCUAGAGCGCUAUCAUGCUGUCACAGUAUUUGGAGAUUGGACUUGUCUCCAAGCAUAUUGGUGAUCGAACAGGGUCUAUACUCUAUACUCCUUAGAGAAGACCCUUUCUGGAACAACACAGGCAGAAAGAUGCCUAAAGAAUACAAAACUAUACAGAGGCCAGUCUCUUGAUCGAAUUCAUUAAAAUUCAUGAAUACUCUUUUGAUCAUAUGUGAAAUGUAAUUUUUUUUGUUACAGUAACGUAUAAUUGUAGUAGUUCUUUUUUUCCUCCAAACCUUAAGGAGGACAAGAAUUAUACUGAAUUGUUUACAUAAUUUUUCCCCUGUGAUAGAAACUGUGCUGAUCACAUAAUUUAUUAAAGUAAAUAAAUAUUCAAGUUCUGUACA
Nelumbo nucifera (sacred lotus) is the source of this 1815-nucleotide messenger RNA. RefSeq lists its product as uncharacterized. Gene Ontology annotation, cellular component: membrane. Lineage: Eukaryota; Viridiplantae; Streptophyta; Magnoliopsida; Proteales; Nelumbonaceae. The record is from RefSeq and is a predicted model, not a curated record.